This is a messenger RNA of Vitrella brassicaformis, 2638 nucleotides long. The record is from the annotation of a GenBank genome assembly. NCBI's taxonomy places the organism in Eukaryota, Vitrellaceae.
CUUGGCUUCGAGGGAGGGCGGCUGCAGAACAGAGAAUGGCUACCACACCCAGCACUGCACCACCAGUGCGGUCAUCCACUGCGCCGCGAGAGCGCCUGGCCCGCAUUUCAUCGCACGUUGAUGGCAAAGCAGCGUCUUCUUCAUCGGAUUCCGCCAACCGGAGUAGCAGCGGUAGCAGUAGCAGCAGCACUGGCUCUUCCCUCGCCGGGCGGCGCGCCCUGCAGCAUCUCAAGUGGAAUGGCUGGGGCUUCAAGGACACCCGGCUGCGGCUGAAUGCAGCCUCAGGGCUGAUAGAGCUGACUGGCAACCGGUACCUCUUCUCGGGCCACGUGCUGCCGGACAUCCGUAAGUUCGGCGAGGAGGACGGGGGCAUGACCUUCGACAGGAGGCUCAACACCGACACGCCAGUGCAGGUGCCCCAGCCCACCGUCAACAAGCCGUUUGUGGCGGCGAUUCGCGAGCAGCUGCCCGCCCUGGCCGUGGACCAUGGGAGUAAUGAUAAUGAGAGGAGAAGCAGUGAUGCCGAGGACGCAGCGGUAGCUGAGGCAGAGUCGCCACCCCCGCGGCUGUCAUUCGACAUCGAUGAGCGUCUGUUCCACAGCCAUGGCCAUACCCUGCAGGAGCUGUGGGUGCUCAAGACGUCCUCCGGCCCUCUACAGCGCACUGUCGACGCCGUCCUGUACCCCUCCUGCCAUGCAGACGUCGAGAAGGCCGUCGCGGCCGCCACCGCCCACAACGUGGCCCUCAUCCCAUUCGGCGGGGGCACCAGCGUGACGUGCGCCCUCCUCCCGCCCGCAGAGGAGAGCCGCAUGGUUGUGUCGGUGGACCUGACGACGAUGGCACGUGUGCUGUGGGUGGACAGGGAGAACGGCGUGGUGUGUGUGGAGGCGGGGGCGAGGGGCGCGGCGCUAGAGGAGGAGCUGGGUCGGUAUGGCCUGACCCUGGGCCACGAGCCGGACAGCUGGGAGUUCAGCACGGUGGGCGGCUGGGUGGCCACCCGCUGCUCGGGAAUGAAGAAGAACACCUACGGCAACAUCGAGGACCUCCUCGUCGAUGUCACAUGUGUCACGCCCACCGGCACUUUCACCCUGCGCAACCCUCCCCCCUCCCCUCCACCCACCGACACACCGGCACCGGCCGCCCCCCUCACAGGCCAGUGGCCGCGCAUUUCCUCUGGCCCUGACUGGCGUGAGGUCAUCCUAGGGUCGGAGGGGACGCUCGGGGUCGUCACGCAGGCCGUGCUGCGAGUGCGGCCCAAGCCGCGGGUGCAGCACUUCACCUCGCUGAUCUUCCCCGACUUCGACAGCGGCGUGGGCUGCCUCAAGGAGCUGGCCGACCGGCAGAUCUGGCCCACGUCCAUCCGCCUGAUGGACAACAGGCAGUUCCGGUUCGGCCUCUCGCUCAAGCCGACCUCUGGGGGCCUCGCGCGGCAGGCCAAGGAGGCAUUGGCCAAGUUCUACCUGCUGAGAGUGCGGGGGUUCGACCCGUAUCGGCUGGUGGCGGCGACGGUGCUGCUGGAGGGAGAUGAGGGCCACGUCAAGUACGUCGGCGGGGCGACGAGGGAGAUCGCACGGAGGUGGGGCGCAGUGGAGGCGGGGGAGGAGGCCGGCAGGCUGGGAUACUUCCUGUAAGCUUCCUGGGGGGCCUGGGGGAGGGAGGGAGGGAGAACUGACCAGCUCAGCUGCUGAUGCGUGGGCUGUAUUCGUCCAUGUGUGUGUGUGUGUGUGUUCAGGACGUUCAUGAUAGCGUACAUCCGCGACUUUUGCUUCGAGUACGGCUUCUUCGCAGAGAGCUUCGGUACCUUCCCCCCCCCCCCCCACACAGACAGAGAGAGAGAGAGAGAGCCAGCCUCUGCGCUUUUGUGUGUGUAUGUUGUCUCCUGCUCAGAGACGGCGGUGCCGUGGUCGCGUAUAAGCGCGUGUCGCGAGGCGGUGGAGGCUCAGAUCCGGGCCGACUGCGCCAGGCUGGGUGUGCGCGGCGAGCCGUUCGUGACGUGCCGCAUCUCGCAGAUCUACGACCAGGGCGUCUGCAUGUACUUCUACUUCGGAUUCAACUUCAUCCGGCUGCCGGUACGCCGCACACACACACACACGACCAGCCAUCCACCCCUCCCUCCCACCCCCGUGUGUGGUGUGUCAGGAGGGUGUUGACGCGAUGGCGGUGUAUUCUGAGGUGGAGGAUCGUGCGAGGCAGGCGAUUCUGUGGGCGGGGGGCUCGGUGUCGCACCACCACGGGGUGGGCAAGAUAAGGCGGCAGUACCUGGCCCCCACGGUGUCGGGCACUGGGCUGCGGAUGCUGCGGGCCGUCAAGACGGCCGUCGACCCCAACAACACAUUCGCAAAUGGGGCGCUAGACCCUGACUCCUCGGCGUCUUAGUGUGAAGGAACUGAUGUUUUGACCGGUUUUGUCCUUGUCCCGCCCGUCCUCUUAUGUGUAGUUGACGUCAGGAAUUCGCCGGCAGUGCGUGACGUGACAGUGUGGCUGUGUGGCUGUACAGCUGGUAGUGUGUGUGUGUGUGUGUGCCUGUCGGGGGAAGCCGCUGGCGUGUGCAGACGAACAUGUGCAUGUUUGUACACAGUUGAAUGAGUGAGAAUUAGCAUGUAUGUCUGACAUCGGGUCUCGUGAAGAAGUGCAAGCC